Messenger RNA from Suillus fuscotomentosus, 1735 nucleotides. RefSeq names its product acid protease. Lineage: Eukaryota; Fungi; Basidiomycota; Agaricomycetes; Boletales; Suillaceae. Gene Ontology annotation, biological process: proteolysis. The record is from RefSeq and is a predicted model, not a curated record. The coding region runs from base 160 to 1386 and encodes 408 amino acids. The transcript is spliced from 7 exons. Gene Ontology annotation, molecular function: aspartic-type endopeptidase activity.
AAAUCCUGCAGGUUAUUCAAAGAUGAAUUUCAUGGGACUUCGAAAUCUUGCUAUUGUUCGCUUCUGUGAUUCAGAUAUUGCCAGAAUAACGUUCUGAUGCCUUUCAUUACAGACCACCAUAUAAAAUGGCUCGCCUAGGAAGGAUGCCACAUCAAGAAGAUGCUUCCUUCCAGAUCGCUGUCAUCCCUUCUUGCCCUCCCGGCACUUGCCUUCCUCUCACUCUCAGCGAGCGCUUCCCCUCAUCCUCGGACAGCGUCAAGCCCGGCUACUCUUAAACUUGCCGUUAGAAUAAACUCGUACGGGAUCAAGAACAUCGCGGCUGCAGAUAGAGCUCGAAUCCAAGCCCGACAAGCUGGCGACAGCUCUUCUAUCACUGUGACCAGUACUGGGGCGAUAUACACCGCUGACAUUGGUGUUGGGAACCCAGCAACGUACUACACACUCUCCGUAGACACCGGAAGCUCAAAUACCUGGAUCGGAGCCAACAAAGCUUACGAAAAGACUGUCACGAGCCAGGACACAGGCAAUACAUUCUAUGUUGCAUACGGCGACGAGUCGGGCAAAAAGAAAUACGCUUCUGGAGAGGAAUAUAUCGACACCGUAACGCUCAACUCUGAUCUGGUUAUCGACAACCAAUCUAUUGGCGUCGCAUCUAGCACCUCAAUAGGUGAUGGUGUCGAUGGACUUCUUGGCGUCGGACCAGUUGGUUUAACGCGGGGCACCGUCAGUAAUACAGACGAAGUUGCAACUGUGACGCAAAAUCUCUAUAUGCAAGGAACGAUUAGUUCGGAAGUCCUCGGAGUGUUCUUCGCACCUGCUUCCUCCUCCGAUAGCAGUGGCGAGCUCACAUUCGGUGGUUAUGACGCCUCCAAAAUUACUGGAGAUGUCAGCUACGUGUCGAUCACAUCGACAUCUCCAGCGAGCACAUAUUGGGGCAUUGAUCAAUCCAUCAGCUAUGGGGAUACGCCCAUUUUGGAUGAGACAGCUGGUAUCGUCGAUACCGGAACCACCCUGAUUCUCAUUGCCACUGAUGCCUUCAACAAAUAUCAGUCUGCCACGGGGGCGACCUUCAAUGAGGAGGUUGGCUUGUUACAGAUCUCAUCCGACCAGUACGACCAGCUGUCACCCUUGUAUUUCGCUAUUGGUGGGGUUACUUAUGAGCUCACCCCGAAUGCGCAAAUCUGGCCUCGAUCGUUGAACACCGCCGUCGGUGGUGAUGCCAACAGCAUAUACCUGGUCAUCGCUGACAAUGGGAGCCCCAGCGGUUCUGGCUUAGAUUUCACGAACGGCUACUGUUUCCUCCAGCGGUUUUACUCGGUGUACGACACGACAAACUCUCGAGUCGGGUUCGCCACCACUCAGUACACCGAUGCUACAACAAAUUAAAUUCCUCUUCACGCACGAUCACCGUUCUAUUCGUAUCAGCAUAUAUACCCAACGUACCUUACUUGAAUUUUGUCUUUAAUGUGCAUCGGUGCAUGGUUGAGAGUGGUGCUACGGUAAGACCGACCGGACUAUGACGACUUUCUUCCAGCAUCUUAUGUGUGCUCAGCAUAAGGUUGGCCCCGUUAUGUCCACUGUAUGGUUCUGUGCACACGAGGAAGAUCUUGAUUAGAAGUCGGUUUGUUAUCAGCAUCAUAAUAUUCAGACAGAUGAUCAAGCGCCUAUAGAAUCCUAAUGGGACAUGUUUUCAUAUGAGUGGAGCAAGUUUUGAACUCAUAAUGCGCUGGUAAUC